Messenger RNA from Spirodela intermedia, 2216 nucleotides. The record is from the annotation of a GenBank genome assembly. Lineage: Eukaryota; Viridiplantae; Streptophyta; Magnoliopsida; Alismatales; Araceae.
AUGGAGAUCUACGACGAGAACAGCCGGGGAGCGGAGCAGACCGCCACUGUCCGAGGUGAGAAAAUCUUCAUUCUAUCUUGUCAACCCUUGCAAUCCGAGAGGGGCGCCGGCCGCUGACUCUUCUGGUUCUCAUGAACGCUGACUUCGACGCAGAUCGCAGAGUGGAGGCCGGGAAAUUCGGCUCCGAGGCGAUGAACAAUCGCCGAGCAUUGAGGGACAUCAGGAAUCUCAUGGGCGCCCCGCCCUUUCCCCGCGCCGUCAGCAAGAGGGGCCUUCAAGAGUGAGUACCUGGUGCUCCUUUCCAUUGAUCUUCUUCUCCGAUCUGGCUCAUCAACUCGAUCUUCCUCGUUUUCUUCCAGAGGGAACGUAUCCCUGGUUGAUCACAAGAACAUAAACACAUCCCGUCGACCCAUCACGAGGUCAGAGACAAACCGAAACCUGGUAUAUAAACCUCCGUGUUCUCCGUCAGGAGUAGCCAUUGACCACUCUCUUUCUUCUCCAGGAAGUUCGCCGCUACACUGAAAUCACAGGCGGCUUCCUCUCUGGUACUUCAGUUCUUCUCUACCCCCCGCGUCGGAUGAAUCCUCUCUCUCCAUCGCGGUUUUUUAACGAUCGUCUCGCUCCUCAGGAGCCCAGAAUGGGAAACGAGGGGCCCGACAGGAUGCUUCCUCCUCCUUCAGCUGUCAUGGAAAACUCCAUUGCUAUUUACGUGGACGACUGCGGGUCGGAAGCCGACCUGGCAUUGCCGAUGGUCGAGGAAAUGGAAGAACAGGUCUGUCGCUCGGCCGAGGGUGCUUCCGAUCCUCCGAAGUUCUGUGAGAGUUACGAGUAGUGGGGGGGAUUUAUUUCUUCUUGCAGAAGCUGCCGCAGGCUGAUGCAGAGCUCAAGGAAGUCGAGAUGGAGGACAUCGCGGCGGAGCCGCCCGUCCCGGACAUCGACUGUGGCGACGCCGGUAACCCACUUGCAGUCGUCGACUACGUCCACGAAAUCUACAGCUUCUACCGGGAAUCAGAGGUGAAUAAGAAAGCAUUUCUUAUCCAUCAAUGGUAGUCUAGGAGAGUACGUUUGCUGCAUGAUCCCGUUUGCCCAAGAGAUUAGGGUUUGAAAGCAAUCAGAAUAGUACCUAUUUGCUGAGUUCUUCGUGAUUUGCAGGCCUCCGGCUGCGUCUGCCCUAAUUAUAUGGUCAACCAGUUCGACAUCAACGAGAAGAUGAGGGCCAUCUUGAUCGACUGGCUGAUAGAGGUACUGCGAUGCUCUUCUCCUCUGGAAGUCAAAGCCCUCUUUCAGAUGCAUGAACGAGAAUCACUCGCAGGUGCACCACAAGUUUGACCUGCUGGACGAGACCCUGUUCUUGACCGUGAACAUCAUCGACAGAUUCCUGGCUCGCCAGUCGGUGGUCAGGAAGAAGCUCCAGCUGGUGGGGGUCACCGCCAUGCUCCUGGCCUGCAAGUACGAGGAGGUUUCCGUCCCAGUCGUGGAGGAUCUGGUCAUAAUCUGUGACCGAGCUUACACGAGAUCGGAGAUUUUGGAGAUGGUAGUCUGCCCGCCAUGUCUGAUCCGCCCGCCUAGUCCAGCGGUCAUCAAGAACCCUAAUUUUCUCCUUUCCUUCCGCGCAGGAGAGAUUGAUGGUGAACACUCUUCAGUUCAAUAUGUCCGUGCCCACGACUUACGUCUUCAUGAGGAGGUUCCUGAAGGCGGCAGAGUCCGACAGAGAGGUAUGUUCAUCGUCGUCGUCUUCAUCCUCCUUCCUCUGUUCUUCCAUUCCUCCAUCUGGGUUCUGAAGGGGAUGAUCGGUGCUCCGGCAGCUGGAGGUCCAUUCCUUUUACAUCAUUGAGCUGUGCCUGGUGGAGUACGAGAUGCUCAAGUUCCCGCCUUCGUUGCUCGCCGCCGCCGCGAUCUACACCGCCCAGUGCUCCCUCCGGCGGUUCAGUACCUGGACCAGGACCUCCGAGCUCCACACCGGCUACUCCGAAGACCAGCUCCUGUGAGGCCCCCUUCUUCUUCUUCUUUUUCUUCUUCUUCUUCUAGCUUUAGUGGAUCUCUGAUUGAAGAAGCUUUAUGGGGUUUGCAGGGAGUGCUCCAGGAUGAUGGUGGACUUCCACCAGAAGGCUGGGGCGGGGAAGUUGACGGGGGUCCAUAGGAAGUACAGCACCUUCAGGUUGGGGUACGCCGCGAGGUCUGAACCAGCUGUGUUCCUCCUGGACAGACGACCGUAA